GGAAGAUCCAAUGCAGCUUUGCCUUGAAGAUUAUAGCUAAGCAGGUGCUGAUGAUGGAAGUGUUAUCCUGUCUGUCCCAUGUUCUGGACACAUACCACCACAGCAGACCACUUCUUCAACCAUUGUGGGACCACCUGAAGAGCCAAUAUUCUGAAACUAUGAGGUCUCCACUCUUCCCUGUAGUCUUUACUGUGUCUUGCUACGUUAUCUUUUGCAUCCCCUACCUGAUCUUCAACAUCAUGGGCAGAAGGUGGCCCUUUAUUCACAAGUAUAAGAUCCAGCAAGACAGGAAUCCAACUGGACCAAUGAUUUUCCAUUGCCUUGGAGUGACUUUGUACAACCACCUGUUCUUCAUUUUCCCAGCUGCUGUCGCCCAGUGGUAUUGGAGACCUCCAUGUCCUCUGCCAGAAGAGGCUCCAAGCAUUUUGGAUAUUGCAUUUGGUGUGAUGGGCAGCCUUCUACUUUUUGAUUUUCAGUACUUCAUUUGGCACAUGAUCCACCACAGAAAUCGAUGGCUAUAUAAGACAUUCCAUGCAAUUCAUCAUGAAUAUAUGGCACCAUUUGCCUUAGCUACCCAGUGUCUUGGUGGGUGGGAACUGGUGACUGUUGGAUUCUGGACCACAAUAAAUCCUAUUAUCUUUAGAUGUCACCUUCUUACAACAUGGAUAUUCAUGGUAUUCCAUGUAUAUGUCUCUGUGGAGGAUCACUGCGGGUAUGAUUUUCCUUGGUCCACAUCACGUCUAAUGCCACUUGGUAUCUACGGAGGGCCAAUAAAACAUGAUGUGCAUCAUCAAAAACCUAUGAGCAACUAUGCUCCUCACUUCACACACUGGGACAAAAUCUUUGGCACGCAUGCAGACUUCGCCUCUGUCAAGGGUAUACUGGAGCUUGAUACCCCUAAUAAAACCUGUUGUGCCAGCACAGAAGAGGAUAGUCUAUAUGAUGAAAGUGUCCCUCCAACAGACAGAGUUGCUGAAGAAAGGAACUUUUAA
Molecule: messenger RNA, 992 nt
Organism: Staurois parvus
Lineage: Eukaryota; Metazoa; Chordata; Amphibia; Anura; Ranidae
Source: the annotation of a GenBank genome assembly